Messenger RNA from Chrysemys picta bellii (western painted turtle), 10105 nucleotides. RefSeq names its product NBAS subunit of NRZ tethering complex (gene NBAS). Gene Ontology annotation, cellular component: Dsl1/NZR complex. Gene Ontology annotation, biological process: retrograde vesicle-mediated transport, Golgi to endoplasmic reticulum. The record is from RefSeq and is a predicted model, not a curated record. Gene Ontology annotation, molecular function: SNARE binding. Lineage: Eukaryota; Metazoa; Chordata; Testudines; Emydidae.
CGGGCGCCGUAGCGGCUGUAGCAGCGAUCCGGGUCCGGGCUGAGCAUGGCCGCUGCCUGGGGGAGCUGGGAGGAGGAGGUGGAGGCCGAUGUCAGUGGGGAAGAGGAGGAGAACAUCCUCUACGACCUGCUCAUCAACACCGAGUGGCCGCCGGAAACCGAGGUGCAGCCAAGAGGCAACAAAAAACAUGGUGCAUCCUUUAUCAUCACUAGAGCAAUUACAGGUCCUGCAUUAUUUUUGCUUCAGUAUAUCUGGUACAGUCCUGCAAAGUUUUCCCUCCCUGCUGGGCUUGUUCGUCUGGUUAGUAAGCAGAUCAACUGGCAUCUAGUGCUUUCAAGUAAUGGUAAACUGUUGGCAGUUGUUCAGGACCAAUGUGUAGAGAUCAGGUCUGCAAAAGAUGACUUUGGAUCCAUUGUUGGAAAAUGUCAAGUGCCGAGAGAUCCUAACACACAGUGGAGACGAGUGGCAUGGAGUCAUGACUGCACACUGCUUGCCUAUGCUGAAAGCACUGGAACUGUGAGAGUAUUUGACCUGAUGGGCAGUGAGCUCUUUGUCAUUUCUCCGGCAACCAGUUUUCCAGGAGAUUUGAGCUACGCAAUUGCUGGAUUGAUCUUUCUAGAAUAUAAAGCAAGUGCCCAAUGGUCAGCUGAACUGCUAGUCAUCAAUUAUCGUGGAGAACUGAAAAGUUACCUUGUAAGUGUUGGAACAAACCAAAGUUUCCAAGAGAGUCAUAGUUUCAACUUCAGCAGCCAUUAUGCCCAUGGAAUAACUACAGUGGUUUAUCAUCUUGGGCACAGGCUUUUGCUUGUGGGUGGCUGUGAAACAGAUGAAGAUGGAGUAUCUAAAGCAACUAGUCGUGGAAUAUCUGCUUGGAGAGUUCUUUCCGGAUUCCCCCAUUAUAAACAAGUCACUAGUUAUGAAGAUGAUACUGGGACAGCAAAGAGAAGUGGAUUAUUAAGGAUUAUGAAUUUCAGAUUUUACAGCAAACAAAGAACAGAACAGGAUGGAGUUUUCAAGAUGAGCCUUUCUCCAGAUGGAACUCUUCUGGCAGCUAUCCACUUCUCAGGAAAACUGACCAUCUGGGGAAUCCCAUCUCUCAAACAACAAGGAGAAUGGGAUCAAAGCGACCAGCCAGGUUAUGAUGAGAUCAAUCCAGAUUGGAGGCUUUCUACUGAAAAAAGGAAGAAAAUAAAAGAUAAAGAAUCCUAUUACUCGCUAAUGGAUGUAAAUUGGUGGGCAGAAAAUGCUGUGAUCUUGGCUCGCUACUCUGGAGCUUUGACUGUGUCAUCUGUGAAAACAUUAAAAAACUUACUGGGGAAAUCAUGUGAAUGGUUUGAAAAUUCCCCUCAGGUCACUUCUACUCAUGAUGGAGGAUUUCUAAGCCUGGAGUGCGAGAUAAAACUGGCUCCAAAGAGAUUACGCUUGGAGAGCAGGCCUGGUGAAGAAGAUGAAGGAGAAGAUGACUCUGACUCAGAUGAUGUAACUUCUGCCAAGGCCAGAUAUUUCAGUUACCUAAAGCAAGGCCUGUAUUUUGUGACAGAAAUGGAGCGAUUUGCUCCUCCACGGAAACGUUCACGCACUAUUACAAAGAAUUACCGCCUUGUGAGUUUAAGAUCUACAACCCCAGAGGAGCUUUACCAGAGAAAGAUUGAUAAUGAAGAAUAUGGUGAAGCUUUAUCUUUGGCUCAAGCAUAUGGUCUAGAUUCUGAUCUUGUAUAUCAAAGACAGUGGAGGAAAUCAACUGUUAACAUUGCUUCUAUUCAAGACUACCUGAGUAAAAUUAAGAAGCGGUCCUGGGUUCUUCAUGAAUGCCUGGAAAGAGUUCCUGAGAAUGUGGAUGCUGCCAAAGAGUUGCUGCAGUAUGGUUUAAAGGGCACAGACUUGGAGGCUCUCAUAGCUAUUGGAAAAGGAGAAGAUGGUGGCAGAUUUAUCUUACCAGGAGAGGUGGACAUUGAUGAAGUCCCCUAUGAAGAAUUUUUGUCACCUGAUGAAGAAGCAGAAAAUAGAAAGGAAAGGGAGGCUAAGAAGCAUCAAGAACUGCUUCUAUCAGUGAACUUCUCAAAACUAACACUGGAACAAAAGGAACUUUGUCGAAGCAGGCUGAAAUUAUUAAAUUAUUUAGAUAGACUUGCAACUUAUGAGGAAAUCCUUGGAGGGCCUCAUGCAGCUGAGCAGAGAUAUGAUGCCGAAUUCUUUAAGAAGUUCCGAAAUCAGAAUAUUGUACUUUCAGCAAGAACUUAUGCUCGGGAAAGCAAUGUGAGAGCCCUAGAGAUCUUGUUUACGUACCAUGGUUCAGACCUGCUUCCACAUCGGCUGGCAAUUCUCUCUAAUUUUCCAGAGACCACUUCACCACAUGAGUAUUCCUUUUUGCUGCCUGAAGCUUGUUGUAGGCAGGAUGUGUUGAUGAUUCUUCCCUGGAAUGAACAGAAGCAUCGGGAAGAAGACUGGUGUGAAAACGCACAGUGCAAAAUAUUUGAACCAGUUCUUCAAGAUGAAGAUGAAUUCUUGUAUGAAGCACAACCUGAGUUAUUAAAGUACAGAACUACUAAGCUUUCGAUAGACCUGGUUUCUGACUGGUACUGGAAUAGGGCACAGGAGAUUGAGAACUAUGCUAUGCAGGUGGACUGUGCUCUGUCCCUGGUUCGACUUGGCAUGGAGAGGAACAUUCCUGGUCUGCAGGUGCUUUGUGAUAACCUGGUUACUCUGGAGAUGCUGAUUUAUGAGACUGGGUGUGAUCUAACCCUAACCUUGAAAGAUCUGCAGGAGAUGAAAGAUAGUGAAAAACUAAGACUGUUAAUGAUGAAUUCUUCUGAUGAAAGAUAUGUGAAGAAUGUUUAUCAGUGGAUGGUCCCAUUUCUACAUCGCUGUGAAAAUCAGUCCCCUGGUCUUGCAAACACACUUUUUAGGGAGUAUUUAGUAAGCUUAGCAAAGGAAGACCUGAAAUUUCCUCUGAAGAUCUUUCAAAAUUCAAAACCAGAUUGUCAGCAAAAAAUAAUUCCUGAUCAGGACCAGCUGAUGAGUAUGGCACUGGAAUGUAUCUAUAGUUGCGACCGAGAUGACCAGCUCUCCCUUUGUUAUGAUAUUUUGGAAUGCCUUCCACAAAGAGGAUAUGGCCCGGAAACAGACAUAACUAAAACUCUUCAUGACAAGGUAGAUGAACUGGAACAAAUUCUCAGUGUAUCAGAAAUUUUGGAGAAGCAUGGACUUCAGAAACCUGUGUCAUUUGUAAAAGAUACGCAGAACAGCCCAGAGCAAGCAGAGAAGCUUAUGAUUAGGCUGACCAGGCACACAGGACGCAAGCAGCCACCAGUCAGUGAGAUGCACUGGAAAGGGUUACUUCAGGAUAUGUUGGAUAUGCAGCAGAAUGUCUACACGUGCUUAGAGCCAGACACUUGCUACGAGAUAUUUACAGAAAGCCUUCUGUGUUCAAGCCAUCUAGAAAAUAUACACCUAGCUGGGGAAAUGAUGCAUUGCAGUGUUUGGUCAGUGGAUCCACCAGUUGGUGUUGCGUCAAAAGGAAAACCACGGUAUAGAGUUAGCUAUGAGAAAAGCAUCAAACUGGUUUUGGCUGCUGGCAGAGAAUACUUCAAUUCUUCUACCAGUCUGACUGAUAGCUGCAUGGAUUUGGCCAGGUGCUGUUUACAACUUAUUGUUGACUGCCCCAGUGCUAUCCAAGAGGAGCUAGAUCUCAUUCGUGCUCUUAGCUAUCUUGAAGAAUUUGGUCUGACAAUCUUGCCAUUACAAGUGCGUUUAUGUUCUGAUCGACUCAGCCUCAUCAAGGACUGUAUUGCUCAGUUGCCCACAAACUACAAACAGUCUGCCAAGCUCCUGGGACUUGCAGAUUUACUGAGAGUUGCAGGAGAUGACCAGACCGAGAGAAAAGGCCAGGUUUUAAUCCUUUUAGUGGAACAAGCUCUCCAUUUCCAGGACUACAAAGCUGCUAGUAUGCACUGCCAAGAGCUUAUAGCCACAGGCUAUUCUAAAAGUUGGGAGGUAUGCAGCCAAUUAGGGCAAUCAGAAGGCUACCACGACCUGAGUACUCGGCAGGAGCUCAUGGCUUUUGCUCUGACACAUUGCCCUCCAGGUGCCAUAGAGUCACUGCUGGCAGCAAACAGUUCUUUGCAGACUCAGAUUCUUUAUCAAGCAGUGAAUUACCAGUUACGCCCUUCAGAAGGAGGGGAGAAUAUAAAUAUCCCAGGACCUUCUUCGCUGGUCACUGAGGAGACUCCUCAGGAAGAAAUCAGCAUUCCUUCUAGCCAGUCUGCUGACUUGUUGUAUUGGACCACCGCUAAAACCAUGAAAGUUCUGUCUAAUACAACUACAACGACAAAAGCCAUGCUGCAUGCAGUCAGUGAUGGACAAUGGUGGAAGAGGUCAUUAACUUAUCUUCGGCCAUUACAUGGCCAAGAAUUUGGAGAUGUAUUAAAAAGCAGUUCUGGAGCCAAUGCUGCAGUGGAAAAGCAGAGCUGUCAUCCCUUUUAUGAAUCUCUCAUUGUUGAUCCCUAUGUUGCAGAAUCUGAAGUAGCCUAUGCUGGAUUCCAACACAAUUCUUCAGAAAGUUUUGCAGAAGUAUUGCUGAGAACAGGAAAAAUUGCAGAAACUAAAAGUGAAGGAGAGGACCUAUUUCCAGCUACAGAAGUUCUGUUACAACUGGCUAGUGAUGCUUUACCAAAUGAUAUGACCUUAUCCCUUGCCUACCUACUUGCAUUACCACAGGUGGUAGAUGCCAACAAGUGCUUUGAAAAGCAAUCACAUUCUGCUUUAUCUCUCCAGCUGGCAAGUUAUUACUAUAGCCUGCAGAUCUAUGCUCAUUUGGCACCAUGUUUCAAGGACAAAUGCCAUCCCCUCUACAGGGCUGACCCAAAAGAGCUGAUUAAGAUGGUCACAAAGCACGUUUCUCAGUGUGGCUAUGAAGACUGGCCUGAAGAAAUAGCAGCUUUGAUUAAGCAGUUGUACUACUACAAUGAACGACUACUGGACUUCACUCAGGCUCAAAUCCUUCAAGGCCUUGGCAAAGGAGUGGAUGUGCAGAGGUUUACAGCAGAUGGCCAGUACAAGAGAGAAACUAUACUGGGGUUGGCGGAAACACUUGAAGAAAAUGUGUACAAGAUCGCUCUUUCCUUGGCUCAGCGUUACAGUGUUCCACUUUGGGAAGUUUAUAUGACACAUCUUGAGUUUCUGUUCACUGAUAGUGGCUUAUCUACUGGAGAAAUAGAAGACAGAGCACAAAGUCUUGGUCUCUUUGAGACUUUGAAAACCAACCCUGAAGCCCUAUAUCAACACAUGGCCAAAUAUGUUUACCCGGGUAUUGAAGGUAUAGAUCACCAGCGGUUGCUUUAUUAUUUUACUCUCCUUGAAAACUGCGGCUGUUCAGAAUUUGUAAAGCAUGCUAUCAAACCUGAAACUCACAUACGACUGCUGAAAAAAUUCAAGGCCGUUGCACCAGAUCUCAAUUACAAAAAACUAACAGAUGAAAAUGUGAGCCCUCUGGGAGUAUUGCAGCCCAUCCUUACAAGUCAGAACAUCUUAUCCAUUUCCAAACUCGCUCCCAAAAUCCCUGAGAAAGAUGGUAGUAUGCUCUCUCCAAGCUCUGUUUACACCAUCUGGUUACAAAAACUCUUCUGGAAUGGUGAUCACAAGCUCAUUAAAAAAGCACCAGAAACAAUACCAGAGUGGUUAAGUGCAUAUGAUACAUGUGCAAAGUACUUUGAUAGACUCUACCCAGGAGAUAUUGUCACUUUCAUUGAUGACAUUACCUUUUCUUCAAAGGCUGUCACCAAGCUGUCAGUAGAUGCCCGGCUAGAGAUGACUAAUAAGGCUAUUAAAGCAAUGCAACAGGCCAUUGAGAAACCAAGAAAAAAGAACUCUGAAGAUGGUAUGGACGAUGCUGGAAGCACGCCUGUCACUUAUGAGAAAGCUCUGAAUCAUCUGCAGCAGUCUCUUGCUCAUCUGGAAACGCUCAAUCAUAGGUUUAUCACUUAUCUGAAAAACAGUGACCAGGAAAUACUACAGAAGUAUGGCCACUUAUAUGAUUUAUCCAGGUCAGAGAAGGAAAAAAUCCAUGACCAGGCAGUAGCUAUGUGUAUAGAUGGUCAGCCUCUAGACAUGAUACAGCAGUUGAUGGAAGUGGCUGUCGGAGAUCUGGAAGUCUCCCCCAGAGAUAUAGUACAAUGCGCUAUAAACAAAAUUGUAUUUGCAUUAAGCGAUAAUGGUGCUGACUUUACUUUGAUAAAAGACCCGCUUCAGAUCCUAGAAGAGAUUGUUUCUGCAGUCCACGCAAGUGCUGAAAAGGGGGAGAAACUAGUUUCUUCAGAUGAUCUAUUGGAGUGGUUGAGACCUUUCUGUGGUGAUGAUUCCUUGCCAGUGAAGCCCCGCAUUAAGGUGCUGCAGAUUAUGGAGCAAGCAUUUCAUCUCAGUGAUGAGGAUAGCAGGCUACUUGUGUUCUUCAGAACUCAAGCUGUUCUCAAAGCCUGUUGGCCUGAGACAAAGGUAGAGAUCAUUGAUAUUGAAAAUGAAGAAAAAAGAUAUUCUCUCUUCCUGGAACUCCUGCACGCUAGUAACAGUCAGUCUGAGUUUCAGCACUUAGUUUUACUCCUGCAAGCUUGGCCACCUAUGAAAAAUGUAAGCAUCGCAUACACGAGUAAUAAUCCAUGGGUGAAACUAGGGACAGUCAUGCUAUCAAGAUGCCCAACUGGGCAAAAAGAGAAUAUGGGAAAUGAAAUUUUGAAGAUCUGUCGUUCUUUGUAUGAGACUAAGCACGUGCUGCCCGUAGAGUGUACAAAGGAAUUAUGUUUGCUGCUGCUUAACCAGUCCCUCCUGCUGCCAUCCCUGAAACUGCUAGUAGAAAGCAAAGACCAAGAUCUUCAUGCAUUGGCACUGGAGCAGAUAACAGCUGUUGCUAAGAUUGAUGAUUCCAGCUGCGAUUCUGAAAUUCUUUCCUUGCUCCUGAAUGCAAAAUUAGUGGUAAAGUGCAUAUCAACUGUGUUCUACCCUCCCCUUAUCAACCACUUACUGGCCAACCAGGAAGAGGGGCAUUGGGAUAUAGAGGAAAUAUCAAAACAACUGCAGGAAGCAGGCUUCAGUGCAGAGGCAGGGUCUCUUAUGAUGUGUUACAAAGGGACUCAUCCUGCCCUCAGAACCUACAGUACUGCCCUCAGUGCUAUUCAGCAUUGGAUCUGAGUGGCAAAACAAACUGAAUUUCUUUUGACAAAACAGCUGCCUGAAUAAUGUGUUUGUUUCAAUUGCCUGCUUUUCAGAUGGAGAUCUUCUACAUGAGAGACAAAUUGUUCUUCUAAUGAAGUGAUAUAUUUAGAGUUGAUCAUCACUACUUAUGAUUUGUGAAAAAUGCUAACAAUAUACAUACAUUUACAUACUUUCAGUUAUUUUGAAACUUUUUACCAGUUCUAAAAGUCUCUCUCUCUCAAUAUAGAUAUAGUAAAUCCGUCAAACUGGUAAAAACUUUCAAAUUGGGAAAAACAUUUGAAAUACAACCACAUUAAUAUGUAAAUUAUAAACUAGGAAAGUAACUUGUAAUGCUGCAGGGUUAUACAAUGUGUCACACAAUUCUUGUAAGUCAUUUACAUCCUGGUCACAAUGUAAAACAAUAGUUAUCAAUAAAGGUGUUUAGAACAAUGUGUCAUCGGCAUGAAGAGAAAUAACUAAUGAGAAGUUCUGAAAUCUUAAAAUUUGAUAUUUUUCAAUGUUGUUUUGGACAUCUUAUUAUAAUAGUUUUAUUUGCAAUAAGUGAAGUACUUUUCAUUUAUUAAACCUUUUCUUUUUUCCUCCUCCUUUUGACUGAACUGAGUAUUCUUCAGGGGGAAGCAAGCUGAUAAUUUUUUUCACACGUACUAUAGUUUGGUCUUUUUUACUCUCCAUCCAAUUUCAGAAAACUUGGCUCAGAUCUCCAGAAGAUUUUGUUCACUGUUUUGUCUUUCCUUCCUGAUGUCUUCUCCUAUUUGCUAUGGACAUGAAUAGCAGAUCCAUUUCAGUUUUGUUCAGUAAGGAAAAUGGUGCACAUGGAUUUAUUCUAUGUAGCCUGUUUUACCAGAAGCAUUUGGUGUUCAUAUGUGUUUAUAUGAUUAUGGCUUUGUGUUAAAAUUACCUUCUCAAUUUCACUCUUGCCUAGUUCUAUAUUGAGAUCAGUCUUCAAAGGAAUUUUACGAGAACCUGAAAAAAAAAUAACAUUUCUGUUUCAUUCUACAAAAAUGGAUAUUAAGACAAUAGUUUCUAAUCUUUAUUUAGGGCGGAUGUCCAGUGCAGGUACUCCAUAGGAAAGGUAUACAACCGGAUAAAUGGCUUAGAAAAGAACUUAAAAAGACGUGUUUGGUAAAGGAGCAAAUAGGGGGCGGUUGAGGACUCUUAUGAUUGGUGUGGCAAGGAGCCAACCCCCAUUAUUAUAGCCCACCUUGUUCCUCCUACGAGGGGAGGCAGUGGAUAAGGUAAAGUAAGGUCCUGGCAAUGGAUUUGCUGGAGGGACGUGGAUGGAAUAAAAGGGGGAGCUGGUAAAAAUCCCCAUGGUAAUUGUGGAAUAAACAUGGGGUUACCUGCACUGUACACUUUUAUCUGUCGGGUAGUCCCAGACAUCUAAUAAUAGUGUUGCAACUUGAUUAAAUCCAUGUCAAAUGUCUUCUGUCCUUCUUUAGUAUUGCCAGACAACCAUUGUUGGGUUAAUUUCCUAUAAGUAUCAUCUGUGGCUUUGAAUCAAUAUAUUAUUUUAUUUUACUUACACUUUGUCCUAAAAAAAAGUUGCUUGGAAUUCUUUAAGAAGACUGUAGCAAUGUAUUGAAUCCUUCAGGUGGUUUGUUCCUUUUUGGUUCACACCUUUUCAACAAUGUUUGAGGAAGGGACUUCCAGCUUCCUUCAUUCAUGACCAUCAUUUUCAUUCAUCAACCUCAGGGAUUAGAAUUGAGGUCUUUUUCAUUUAAGUUCUCCAAAUUAAUCUUUGCCGCAGGUUCCAAAUACUGUAUCUUAAAUAAAAUCAAAGCUCAUUGGCAUAGCACAGGAAAAAUCACAAACCCAAAGAUAAAUGGAAAUAAAUAAAUGCAUUGGAACACUGAACAAUGCUAUUAGCCAGACACACGGGUGGUUUUAUAAAGUAUUGAAAUAGCACAUACAGCAUGGCAUAAAAAUGCACAUCAUGUUUCUCAGCCUGUUAGCUCAGGAUCAUGUUUCCAGGGAGUCCAUGUGUUUGUGUCACUUCAGAGCUAGUGCAGUAGAUAAAACCCAGCAGUGUUAGCAGUUCAGAGAGCCACUGACAUCCUGGCAUUACAUCACACCAAACCUAACCCAGGAUAGAUAACAGUGGUUGGUAUCAGUUGGUAUGGUUCCUGUGUGGUUCUAGCCCAAAAACUUGCAGAGAUUAAACAAUUUUCAACAUCUCCAUCCAAAAUCACAUGCUUAGUCUUAAUUGUUCUCCAGUAACACUUUCCAAAUGACAUUAUCAACCACUUCUUGCUGGAUGAAAUAGAAGAGUUCGUUUUCCCCACCCUCAUCAAUAAACAGCUUAUGCUGACAGGAACUUGGAGAUGAUUAACUUUCUUUAAACAUUUUCUAAAAGACACAGUGAUGGGUUAUACUGGACAACUGGACAUAAUUUCUCACUAGGACCAAUAUGCAAUGAACUAUCAUAAUCUUCCUAAUGCAAAGUAGGCUGUGAAGCAGUGUAAGUGGUAUUUGUUUCAGAAAGACAAUUCGUGGUAGCUGCUUGUCUUUUGGGGCUGUAUUUCCCCCUCUUGACUCUCAGUGAAUUGUGUUUCUGACUUUAUCUGUCCUGCCAUAUGGACGUGGUCAGUCAGUUGGCUGUCAUACAGCAAUGACAUUAGAUCGAGGUAUUACAUGGUUGUAGGUGUCUCACCAGCCUGCAGCAAUGUAGCUUCCACCACAUGCAGGCAUCUGUUCAUUAAAAGCGAAGGCACAUUCUGAGUAUACGUGUAUCAAAAUGUGUGUUUGUGAAUUUCUUCCAUGAGAUUGAUUUCAGAUUUGAAGUUCUGACAAUUGUUAUUAAGAUAUGUUAGCAAAUGGGAUAACAAUGAGAGUUGUCCCAUAAGACUCUCUCAUCAUCUGUUACUUAUUAAGACAAUAAAAAGGUACUGAAGAGCUGAAUUGA